GCUGGAGCAGAGGACCAGAGAGGGUCUGGAGGAUUUGAAGGAGGUUUUGGAAACGUCUGGAGGCAGGAGGAGGUCCCGGCUUUCACAGAGGAGGCAGGACUUUCUGGCUCUGUGGUGCGCUCCGACACCACAGGUCCGCUUUAAUACCGGAGGAGGAGGAGGAGGAGAGGCCGGUCGGCUCUUCUGCACUGCUCAGAGGGACAGACAGAGAGGGAGACAGACUGCAGUCCGCUCCUCCGUCCCGGACUUUCUGCGUCGAGCAUCCAUGUGCCAAACGGGCCCCUGGAUUCGGAGCGCGCUUUGAGACGAGUCCACCGCUGGAGCAAACUCCACUUACUGACUUCUCUGCGGGGUGUCAGACUCACUCUGAAACUUCCCGGCGGCUGUUAUUCAGCUCAGUUCGUUUGUCUGAGCUCAGAUCACCUCGGACACUUUGGUUUGGACUCUUCUGACUGCCGGGCUGGAGCGGAGUCCAUGUUCAGCCCUCAGAAACACCCGCUGCUCUCCUCGGUGUCCUCGCGCCUGCAGGAUUUUGCCUGAUUUGAUCUUUAAGUGUCUUCAUUUCAUCCCCGGACUCCAGUUUUCCCCGCGUGUCAUGAGCAGCCCUGCUGUCUCCUGCCUGUCGGCGCGUCUUUGUCAUUUUAAUGUCGGUGUUUUCUCCGCGCGUCGGGCUGAGAGUCGCUUUGCAUUUCAGCGCAAACUGACAAACUGAGGAGCCUCCUGGCUGGAAUAAAAAACGACAGAUCUGCGAGAGAAACGCUGGACCUUUUAACUUAAUCCUGUUUUUCUUUGGAUUGCUUUUAUUCAACUGGCCCUCCGAUUUCACCAAAGUCCGAUAGGAGAAAAGCCGAGGAUGUUGCUCCGCCGCUUGAACCCUCCCUCCUGGUCCACCUGUAGGUUUCUCUUCUGCUUUUUGUUGCUGCUCCAAACGCCUCGGUCCUCCUCUCCACUAAUUACAGGUACGGAGGCCAGCUGUGAGAACGAAGGAGAAGUCCUCCACAUCCCCAACAUCACCGACAACCCCUGCAUCACCUGCGUCUGUCUGGAGGGGAAGGCAGACUGUAAACAGGAGAAAUGUCCGCUGGUCUCUGAGGACUGUGCCCUGGUGGUGAAACAGACCGGAGCCUGCUGUGAGAGGUGUAAAGGCUGCAUGUUGGACGGACGAUCUUACAACAGCUCAGUGUCCUGGACCAGCUCCACCAAACCCUGCGUUACCAGGCGCUGUCAGGAAGGUGUCAUCACUGAGGCGGAAGUUCAGUGUGUCGUCCACUGCAAGAACCCCAAAAUCCACCCGAAGAAAUGCUGCCCCACCUGCCCAGGCUGCAUCUUCGAGGGUCGUCUGUACAAAGAGAAGGAGGAGUUCAGUCCAGAGGGCAAACCCUGCAUCAAGUGCACCUGCACUGGAGGGCGGACUCUCUGCAUGAGGGAGGUGUGUCCUGUCCUGUCCUGCCCCGCCCACCUCAGCCACACCCCUCCUGGACAGUGCUGUCCCAGAUGUCUCGGUCAGAGGAAGGUGUUCGAUCUGUCUUUCGGAAGCUGUCUGUUCCACAGCGAGGUUUACGAGAACGGGACCUCCUUCAUACAUGACAACUGCACCACCUGCACCUGCAAGGAUUCCACGGUGGUGUGCAAGAGGCGGUGCUCUCGGCCAGGGAGUUGCCACGGCGACCAGUGCUGCGAAGAGUGUCUGUCCUACGUGAAGGUGGAGGAGGUGAAGUACUGCAGAGUCCGGAACAAGAUCUACAGGGAAGGAGACAUGUGGUCGUCAGUGAACUGCACCCUCUGUGCUUGCGUUAAGGGAAACAUCGAGUGUCGGCCCAAGCAGUGCGUACCAAUCACCAGCUGCCCCUCGAAUAAGAUCCUGAACAGGACCGGCUGUUGUCCAGUUUGCACUGAAAAGCCAGGUGUAUGUACAGUCUUCGGGGACCCUCAUUACAACACCUUCGAUGGCAGGACCUUUAACUUUCAGGGAACCUGUCAGUAUGUGCUAACUCGGGAUUGUGGCAGCGCCCUCGCUGGAGUGCCGGGGAACAUCAACAUCAACAACCCAGACUCCAGCUUCGUGGUGUUGGUGAAGAAUGAUGCCCGGCGGACUCGUUCCUUCUCCUGGACUCAGUCUGUUGAGAUUAGGCUGGGAGCUUUGAUCCUCAGUCUUCACCAACACCUGACAGUUCGGAGGAACGGCACCCGCAUCGCCCUGCCCUACCAUGGGCCCGGGGUGCACAUCGACCUGGACGGAUACCUGCUCAAACUCACCACCAUAGCAGGUCUGGAGAUCACAUGGGACGGCGACAGUUUCGUGGAGGUUGUGGCCGCUCCCCAUCUGCGUGGACGCCUCUGUGGCCUUUGUGGCAACUACAACGGCCACAAGCGCGACGACACCAUGGGAGGCGAUGGCCAGUUCAAGUUUGACGUUGACGAGUUUGCCGAGUCGUGGCGAGUCGACGGAAACGAGGUUUGCUCUCAGCAGCACCCCCCUCGCCGGCCAACAUCCUUCCUGUGCCCCGGCAGCGUCAAAGUCAAAUUCCGCGCACACCGGGAGUGCCAGAAGAUAAAGUCGUGGGAGUUUCAGAAGUGCCACCGUGUGGUUGACUUUGCAUCAUUCUACAGGUCGUGUGUGACAGACAUGUGUGAGUGUCCAGUCCAUAAGAACUGCUACUGCGAGUCCUUCAUCGCCUACAGCCGAGCCUGCGAGAGGGAGGGAGUACCUGUUCCCUGGAAGCCCGACACCGCCUGUAUGGCCACCCAGUGUAAACACGGCGCUGUGUAUGACACCUGCGGACCGGGCUGCACCAAAACCUGCGACAACUGGAACGAGAUCGGACCGUGCCACAAGCCCUGCGUGGCCGGCUGCCACUGCCCUGCCAACCUGGUGCUGUUUCAGGGACGCUGCAUCAAACCCAUAACCUGCCCCGGACGGUGACCCUUGUGACCCAGGUGGGAGAAGGGGAGGGGGAGGUUAGGGUCAUUUAAAGUAUCACAAUUAGGGGGCCAAAAAAAGCCGAGAAGAGUUCGGGAGGACACGACAGUCGACAGAUCAGAUGUGACGAGGUACUCAGGGUCCAUAUCUCCAGGAAGAUAAGGAAGUGUUGCAGUGGCAUUUGAGAUACAAGCUAUGGUGAUGGACGAAAGGGACGCUCAGUGGACAAGGAGGCUGAACCUCGCCAUCACAAACAGCCUCUUGUAGUACUAUGUACUGUCUUAGUACCAGUCACCACCACCGGAGGCGCUACUGACAGUCUUGUAGAGGAAGAACUGGCCUCCCAAGAGAAAACUCAGGGGCCCCAUUUUUCAGUUUUCACUGAAGAACAUUUGUCCACGCCGCCAUGGACCCUCAGGAAAGAAUUUGGGCCAGUGGACUCGUGACUGAGCCAACAUGGCGCCCAUCUCUCUCACAAACACUCUGAAGUGGGAAACUGAACGUCUGCAUUCAGAAUAAGAAAACGGUGAAAAGCGGCGAAACUCUGUGAUGCAUCAUGUCAGACUGCCCUCAUGAUCUCUGUUCCAUCAUUUCAUACUGUAAGCUAGCCAGAUUUAUAUGAAAGACAGACAGCCUUUAUAUUAUUAUUGUUCUAAUUAUUAUUAUUAUUAUUUGUUGUUGAUGUUGUUAAUUUAUAUAUCAGUCAAAUGACAUGAUGUAGCAAGAGCCAGAAUCAUGAAAAUAAUUGUGUUAUAGAUGAUUUAAAGGGAAACAAAAGCUAUUUAUGUAUUUGUUGUGUACUUUUGUGUUACUGUUUGAAGAGAAAUGCCCAAAUGUGAUUCAGUUGUUGCACCAUCGCAGGGAAAAAGUACUGUAUUGUGUUGUGCUCCGUGUACAGGUUGUUGUGGUUCGUAUCAAACUGAAGGUGUUCAUCUACGCAUACGUUUCACUUGAUGAGAAUUAUUUAAGAACAGCAAUAUAAUCUUUUAUGGAAGUUCA
Molecule: messenger RNA, 3919 nt
Organism: Scatophagus argus
Lineage: Eukaryota; Metazoa; Chordata; Actinopteri; Scatophagidae
Gene: bmper
Product: BMP binding endothelial regulator
Exons: 16
Coding region: 854-2923 (689 amino acids)
Molecular function (GO): protein binding
Source: RefSeq, a predicted model, not a curated record